Messenger RNA from Cuscuta campestris, 5674 nucleotides. NCBI's taxonomy places the organism in Eukaryota, Viridiplantae, Streptophyta, Magnoliopsida, Solanales, Convolvulaceae. The record is from the annotation of a GenBank genome assembly.
CGCACCAGAUUUCCGUCGACUCUCCGCCUCCUCCGUCAUUUCUAUUCUACAGAAACGUCAAAGACCGGAAGAAACGAGAGAGCCGAGACUCGCUGCCUCCACCGCCGGACGCCGAGUCGCCGACCUGCACGCCUCCAGUCCCUCCACCCUCCAGGACAAAUAGACAAGCAGAGAAGGAAAUGAGUGUAGAAAUUCAAGAGAAUCAGCAGGAAAAGUGAAUAAAGAGAACCAGAGAAAUGAGCAAGAAUAAGAAAAGAGGUCACAAAAGUAAAGCACAAGACAUUGCUGCUGAACAAAGCACAAAUGAGAAUGGUACUGCUUGUUUGGAGGCCUGUAGCAACAAACAAAACUGUUCCGAUGGUAUUUCUACUGCAGAAGAUACUCUGAUCCAACCAGCCACAGAUAGCUGCCAAAAUGCUCUUCUUGAAGAAGAAUCUCCUGCAAAUUUGCUUACUCUUAAGCCUCAGGAUUUAGCUUUGAGCCCAAUAGAAUGUCCUUUGGAAGAAAAUAUGCUUGGGAAGAAGAAGAAAAAGAAAAGAAGUAAAAAGAUUUGUACUAAGACCGGCACUAAUCUAGAGGUUGUUCCCCAUGAAGCAGAGUCAUGUGCACACUGGCUACCUUCAGAGCAUCAAGAGCUACAUACGAACAAUGAGGCAAACACUUUUAACAGAAAACAGAAGACGAAGAAAAAUGAUCUAAAUAUACCCACAAGUGGUGAUGUUGAUGCCAACAUUACUGCACUACGACCUGGUCGACCCCUUGUACUUGAGGUAGAAUCUGCUGCAAAUUUGCUUUCUCUUAACGGUCAGGAGUUAGUUUUGAACGCAUUGGGUAAUCGUUCCAAAGAAAAUAUGUCUGGGGAAAAGAAGAAAGAUAAAAAAAGUCAACAUAUUUGUACUGAAGCCAUGACGAGUCCAGAGGUUGUUCCUUCUAAAGCAGAGUCAUCUGUACGAUUGCCAGCUCCAGAGCUUCAAGAUGAUAUGAACAUUGAGGUAAACACUUCUAAAGGAAAACAGGAGAAGAGGAAGAAAAGCAAACUAAAUAUACCCACAAGUGAUGCUGUUGGUGUGGACACUACUGCACAACACUCACUUUUGCACGAGGUAGAAUCUGCUGCAGUUAUGUUUUCUCCAAAACCACAGGACAUAGAUUUGAACCCAUUGGAAAAAAAUUUGGAAAAAAACAUGUCUGGGAAAAAGAAGAGGAAGAAGAAAAGAAGUGGAAAAGUUUCAACUGAAGCUAUCCCUGACUCAAAGGUAGUUCCACCUGAAGCAGAGGACUCUUUACAAUUGCCAGCUUCAGGGCUUCAAGAUCUAGAUGCUGUUGGUGUGAACACUAGUGCACAACCACCACUAUUGCUUGAGACAGAAUCUGCUGCAGUUAUGCCUUCUCUAAAACCGCAGGACAUAGGUUCAAACCCAGUGGAAAACAAUUUGGAAGAAAAUAUAUCUGGGAAAAAGAAGAAGAAGAAGAAGAAGAAGAAAAGAUGUGGAAAAAUAUCAACUGAAGCUAUCCCUGACGCAGUAGUUCCAUAUGAAGCAGAGGACUCUUUACAAUUGCCAGCUCCAGGGCUUCAAGAUCUAGAUGCUGUUGGUGUGAACACUACUGCACAACCACCGCUAUUGCUUGAGAUAGAAUCUGCUGCAGUUAUGCUUUCUCCAAAACCGCAGGACAUAGAUUCGAAUCCAGUGGAAAAGAAUUUGGAAGAAAAUAUGUCCGAGAAAAAGAAGAGGAAGAAGAAAAGAAGUGGAAAAUUUUCAACUGAAGCUAUCCUUGAUGCAGACGCAGUUCCACCUGAAGCAGAGGACUCUUUACAAUUGCCAGCUCCGGGGCUUCAAGAUCUAGAUGCUGUUGGUGUGAAAACUACUGCACAACCACCACUAUUGCUUGAGAUAGAAUCUGCUGCAGUUAUGCUUUCCCCAAAACCGCAGGACAUAGAUUCGAACCCAGUGGAAAACAAUUUGGAAGGAAUUAUGUCCGGGAAAAAGAAGAGGAAGAAGAAAAGAAGUGGAAAAUUUUCAACUGAAGCUAUUCCUGACGCAGUAGUAGUUCCACCUGAAGCAGCAGACUCUUUACAAUUGCCUACUCCGGGGCUUCAAGAUCUAGAUAUGAUGAUUGAAGCAAACACUUCCAACAGAAAACACAUGGGGAAGAAAAGCAAACUGAAUUUACCCCCAAGUGAUAUUGAUGUGGACACUGGUUUUGCACAACCACUUGCGUCUGAGGUAGAAUCUGCUGCGAAUUUGUUUUCUCUGAAGCCGCAGGAUAUAGGUUUGAACCAAAUAGAAAGUAAUUUGGAAGAAAAUAUGUCAGGGAAAAAGAAGAGAAAGAAGAAAAAAAGUGAAAGAAUUUCAACUGAAGCUAACCCCAAUCUAGAGGUUUCUCCACCCAAAGUUGAGGACUCUGUACAAUUUCCUGCUCCAGAGUUUCAAGAUCCCAAUGUGACUGAGGCGAACACUUCAAACAGAAAACACAAGGGGAAGAAAAGCAAUCUAAAUCUACCUGCAUGUGAUGUUGUUGGUGUUACUUUUCCACAACAACCACUUGCACGUGAGGUAGAAACUGCUGCAAAUUCGCUUUCUCCAAAGCUGCAUGAUGUAGUUUUGAAUGCAAUGGAAAAUCAUCUGGAAGGAGAUAUAUGUGGUGAAAAGAAGAGGAAGAAGAAGAACAAAAGUGAAAUCAUUCCAACACAAGACAUCCCUAAUCUAGAAGUUCUUUCCCCUGAAGCAGAGGGCUAUGAACAACUGCCGGAUCGAGAGCUUCAAGGGAUUGAUGUAAAAAUUGAGACGAAUAGCUCUAAUAGAAAGCAGGAGAAGAGGAAGAUUAAUACUGUAAAUAAACCCACAGUUGAUGCUGCAGGUGUGAACAUGACUUCUGUCCCACAACCACUGGCACCUGAGGUAGAAUCAACUGAAAGUUUGCUUUCUCUAGAGCCCCAAGAUGUAAUUUUGAACCCAAUUAAAGAAAACACGGAUGAAAAAAAGAAUAAAAGAAGUGAAAAUACUCCAACUGAAGUCAUCCCUUAUCUAGAAGUGGUUCCAGGCAAAGCAGUGACCUAUGUUCAAUUGCCCGUUACAGAACUUCAAGAGUUAGAUGUACACAUUGAGGCAAAUAGCUCUAACAGAAAACAGAAGAAGAGGAAGAGAAGCAAAGUUAAUACAGCGACAGGUGAUGCUGUUGAUGUGGAUGCUACUGCGCCACAACCACUAGCACUUGUGAUAGAAUCAACUGCAAAUUUGCUUUCUCCAGAGCCUCGGGAUGUUGUAUUAGACCCAAAGAAUAACACAGUAAAUAAACCCAUGAUUGAUGCUGCUGGUAUGAAGAUGACUUCUCCCCCACAACCACUGGCAGCUGAUGUAGAAUCAACUGAAAAAUUGCUUUCUCUAGAGCCCCAAGAUGUAGUUUUGGUCCCAAUGGAAGAAAACAUUGCUGAAAAAAAGAAGAAAAUAACUGAAAAUACUUCAACUGAAGUCAUCCCUAAUCUAGAAGUGGUUCCCAGCAAAGCAGUGACCUAUGUUCAAUCGCCAGUUAUAGAACUUCAAGAGUUAGAUGUAAACACUGAGGCAAAUAGCUCUAACAGAAAACGGAAGAAGAGGAAGAAAAGCAAAGUUAAUACACCGGCAUGUGUUGCUGUUGACGUGGAUGCUACUGCGCCACAACCACUAGCACUUGUGGUAGAAUCAACUGCAAAUUUGCUUUCUCCAAAGCGUCAAGAUGUUGUCUUAGACCCAAUGGAUAACUGUAUGGAAGAACUUAUGGCUGGGAAAAAGAAGAAAAAAAGUGAAAAUAUUCCAACUGAAGCCAUCUCUAAUCUAGAUGUUCUACCCCACAAAACGGAGGGCUCUCUACAUUUGCCAGCUCCAGAGUGUCAAGAGCUAGAUGUAAAUAUUGAGGCAAAUAGCUCUAACAAAAAACAGAAGAGGAAGAAAAACAAAGUAAAUAAACCCACAAGCAAUGCUGUUGAAGUGGAUACUACUUCUGCACCACAAUCACAUGCACUAGAGCAUCAAGAGAUGGUUACAAAUGUGACCCGAGAAAUGGAGGAAACAAGUUCAAGUGGGAUAAAGUGUUCGAAUUGGGAAGGGAAGAAGAAUCAACAUAAACCCACAAAUGAUGUUGAUGGUGUCCCUUCUGCACAUCCACCACUGCCACUAGAACUUCAAGAGAAUGAAAAAAAAUUGACUAAAGAUCUAGAUGAGCAGAGUGGAAGUGGGCAAAAUAGUGCAAGUGAGAAAAGGAAAAGGAAGAAGAAGAAAAAGAAUCUCACAAGUAAUGUUAUUGAUACAAAGUCAACUGGUGAAGUACAUGUUGCACCAGAUAAUCUUGAGAGAGAUACACUUUCUCCCAUAAAUAUUGAGGUAAAUAAUGAUAAUGGACGAAAGAGAAAGAUAGGAGAAACUGAUGUAGAGUUGGCUGCCCAAGUGAUGGAGCCUGAGAAUCAAGACUUGACAAAUAAAAUGAAGAGAAGAAAUGUAACAAUGGGAGAAGUUGAAGAAGUGGACAAUGUUAAGACUGAAGAGAUUGAAACUCUUUGUGCCGAUACUAUAAAGAUGUCUUCUGAGGAUGUUCCAACAAAUAAUGCUCUUGAUGUUGAGAAAUCUGCAAUGAGUAGUGAAAAUGGGCUACAUUUAGCUUUUCCUGAAAAGAAUAUAGUUGCUGAAAGUUGCAUUGAGGGGACUUGUCUUUCAUCCAGCACAGGGGUAACCAUGGAUGUUAACCCUUGUUUGAGGAGAAAACUGCUCAUCCUUGAUUUGAAUGGACUACUUGCAGAUAUUAUUAUGCCGCCACCAAAGGGUUUUAAACCUGAUGCAAGUUUUAUGCGAAGGGCAGUAUUCAAGAGACCCUUCUGUGAUGAUUUUCUGAAGUUCUGUUUUGAGAGAUUUGACUUGGCAAUCUGGUCAUCUAGAUCAAAGAGAAUUAUUGAUAGAGUGGUAGAUUAUUUAUUGGGAGAUCUGAAGCACAAGUUGUUAUUUUGCUGGGAUAUGUCUCAUGCUACCAUGACCAAAUUCAAGACACUUGAAAACAAAGACAAACCGUUGGUAUGUAAGGAUUUGAGAAAAAUUUGGGAAACAGGUUACCCAGCUCUACCGUGGAAAAAAGGAGACUAUGAUGAGUCGAACACAUUGCUAUUGGAUGAUUCUCCAUAUAAGGCCCUGCUAAAUCCUGCUCACACAACUAUCUUUCCACAUUCCUACAACUUCAUGGACAAAGACAAGGAUAACUCGUUAGGUCCUGGUGGCGAUCUUCGUGUUUUCUUGGAGAAGUUGGCAGAUGCAGAACAUGUACAGAAGUUUGUUGAACAACACCCAUUUGGGCAACCUGCAAUCUGUGAGAAACACCCCAGUUGGGACUUCUACUCCAAGGUUAUGAGGAGUCUUUCACCAUCUUCAUUCUAACCGUGGAGGAACUAUGAAUGGAACAACCUCUUUUCCUUCCUAAUCUUGUAAGUUAAUUCUUUGGUGAAACUUGAGGCCCUAAAAAACUGUGUAUUUUAGCAGGAUCCUGAUUGGAACAAAUAGUGAUUAACUCAGGUAAAUUUUGUACUAUUUAUUUUUAUGAAAUAUGUUUCGAGUUAACCAUAAGGACUUUCUAGCUAGAGAAUCAUGCGGCUGAUUAAUUGUGAAAAUCGGAUUCUCGUGAGCAUCGACAACUGAUUCUAGCUAGCCACAAUCUG